Molecule: messenger RNA, 765 nt
Organism: Ochotona curzoniae (black-lipped pika)
Lineage: Eukaryota; Metazoa; Chordata; Mammalia; Lagomorpha; Ochotonidae
Gene: DCTN3
Product: dynactin subunit 3
Exons: 7
Coding region: 19-579 (186 amino acids)
Biological process (GO): cytoskeleton-dependent cytokinesis
Cellular component (GO): dynactin complex
Source: RefSeq, a predicted model, not a curated record
GGCGCGGCCCCGGCGGAGAUGGCGGCUCUGACGGAUGUUCAGCGGCUGCAGGCCCGAGUGGAGGAGCUGGAGCGCUGGGUGUACGGGCCAGGCGGGGCGCGCGGCUCGCGGAAGGUGGCUGAUGGCCUUGUCAAGGUGCAAGUGGCCUUAGGGAACAUCGCCAGUAAACGGGAGAGGGUGAAGAUCCUGUACAAAAAGAUUGAAGACCUGAUCAAAUACCUGGACCCUGAGUACAUUGACCGCAUUGCCGUACCCGAUGCCUCCAAGCUGCAGUUCAUCUUAGCAGAGGAGCAGUUUAUUCUCUCCCAGGUGGCGCUCCUGGAGCAGGUGGACGCCUUGGUUCCCAUGCUGGACAGUGCGCACAUCAAAGCCGUUCCCGAGCACGCCGCCCGCCUGCAGCGCCUGGCCCAGAUCCACAUCCAGCAGCAGGACCAGUGCAUGGAGAUCACUGAGGAGUCCAAAGCUCUCCUCGAAGAAUACAACAAGACUACAAUGCUUCUCUCCAAGCAGUUCGUGCAAUGGGAUGAGCUGCUCUGCCAGCUGGAGGCUGCCAAGCAGGUGAAGCCAGCGGAGGACUGACUGUGGCCUCACAUCCCCUCCCUGGUGGCCUGAGGAACCCAGGCUCCCGGCCCGAGCUGACCCGUCUUUGUAACAAGACAGAGGCAGCUGUGUAUUUAUUGGCGCCUAAGGCCAUUUGUCUAGAGUUGGAGGUCAAGUUCCCUGAGAUCAGUUCUCUGUACAGUUAACAAUAAAGUGUAAAGAUCA